AUGUACGCUGGCAUUGAUCUCGGCACUUCUGGUGUAAAGGUGGCACUCAUAUCUACAGAUGGCUCUGUUAUAGAUACUGCCACAGCGCCUCUAAGUGUCUCACGACCCAAGCCGCUUUGGAAUGAACAGGACCCUGCAGAUUGGUGGGAAGCUACAAAUAAAGCGAUGGAUAUUCUCAAAUCUAAACAUGAUAUGAAGAAGGUUCGUGCAGUGGGACUCUCUGGUCAAAUGCAUGGGGCCACACUUCUCGACAAGGAUGGGAAGGUCCUUCGCCCCUGCAUUCUUUGGUGUGAUGGACGAUGUGGCAAACAAUGCCGUGAACUUGAAAAGAUGGUCCCACACUCUCGAAAGACAACAGGAAAUCUUAUGAUGCCAGGAUUUACAGCAGGCAAAUUACUAUGGGUAAAACAGAAUGAACCUGAUGUAUUUAAGAAGGUAGAUAUGGUUCUUCUACCCAAAGAUUAUUUGCGAUACCUCAUGACAGGCGAUUUUGCUUCGGAGAUGUCUGACUCUUCUGGAACAAUGUGGAUGGAUACGGCAAAACGUGACUGGUGUGAUGAUUUAUUACACGCAUGUGGACUCUCAAGGCGAAACAUGCCCAAACUUUACGAGGGUACUGAUAUUACCGGCCGCUUAAAACCAUGCGUUGCCCAGAAAUGGGGGAUGAAAGAAGUUCCGGUGGUGGGAGGAGGUGGUGACAAUGCAGCAGGAGCUGUUGGAGCUGGUCUAUACAAACCUGGUCAAGCGAUGCUAUCUCUUGGAACUUCUGGUGUUUAUUUUAUUGUAUCUGAUAAGUUCCGUUAUAAUGUAAAGGAAGCUGUACACAGUUUCUGUCAUGCGAUCCCUAAUUCAUGGCACUUGAUGUCAGUGAUUCUCAGCGCGGCGUCUUGCCUUGACUGGGCUGCCCGCAUGACUGGUUGUGAGAGUGUGAAGAAGUUUGUCUCGGAGGCGGAGCGAGCAGAAGGGUUUGACGAAGCCCCCGUCUGGUUUCUUCCGUAUCUCGCCGGCGAGCGCACGCCCCACAACAAUCCACACGCGAAGGGAGUCUUCUUUGGACUGACGGCGCGGCACGGGCGACCGGCGGUGGCCCGCGCGGUUCUCGAGGGCGUUAGUUUCGCCCUCGCAGCCGGCAUUGACGCCGUUGAUCGUUGCGGUCUGCAGCCGACGAGCAUCACUCUCAUCGGCGGCGGUACCCGCAGUCGCUUCUGGCGCCAGAUGCUCGCAGACGUGACGGGCAGGCCGAUGGAUUACUGCAGCGGCGCGGAGGUCGGGCCCGCACUCGGAGCUGCACGUCUCGCACAGGUGGCCAUCGAACAACGCCCGCUUGGGGAACUUCUUCCACGCCUCCCGCUCGUCCACACACACCAACCUGACGCUCAGCAGCACAAGAUCUACCAGCAACGAAGGAGGGUCUAUGAGGAGCUCUACAAAUCUCUGGAGCCCCUUAUGUCGGCCAAACUCUGA
Molecule: messenger RNA, 1464 nt
Organism: Trypanosoma theileri
Lineage: Eukaryota; Euglenozoa; Kinetoplastea; Trypanosomatida; Trypanosomatidae
Product: xylulokinase
Exons: 1
Coding region: 1-1464 (487 amino acids)
Biological process (GO): xylulose metabolic process
Molecular function (GO): D-xylulokinase activity
Source: RefSeq, a predicted model, not a curated record